Caenorhabditis remanei is the source of this 3162-nucleotide messenger RNA. RefSeq lists its product as uncharacterized. The transcript has 8 exons. Lineage: Eukaryota; Metazoa; Nematoda; Chromadorea; Rhabditida; Rhabditidae. The record is from RefSeq and is a predicted model, not a curated record. Gene Ontology annotation, biological process: protein phosphorylation; axon guidance; cell surface receptor protein tyrosine kinase signaling pathway. Gene Ontology annotation, cellular component: neuron projection; plasma membrane. Gene Ontology annotation, molecular function: protein binding; ATP binding; transmembrane-ephrin receptor activity. Bases 1 to 3162 code for a protein of 1053 amino acids.
AUGGAAGAAACGUGGCGAAAUCCGGCUGCUACUGACGAGAAACACGCGAAUCAACGAGCCUACGUCACGUGUAAUUACGAUAUGAUCAAUCCGAGUAAUUGGUUGUUCAGCCAUUUUAUCGAGGUGCAAAGUGCGAGAAGAGUCUACAUCGAACUUCUUUUCAACACACGCGACUGUGACGCCUAUCUGAAUCCGAAAUCAUGCAAAGAGACGUUCUCCGUCUACCUGAAACAAUUCAAUACCUCGCGCCACGGCUCGACAAAAAUCGAAAAAGAUCGAUUCGAGAAGGAUAUCGAUAAUUGGAAAAAUAUCGGACGACUCGCGAGAAGUAACUCGAAUAUGACCACCGAGACGAUUGGAAUGGAGAUUGAGGCGGAUACGAAGAUGAUUCGAAUCGCGUUCGAGGAGCAGGGAAUAUGCUUGUCGUUGUUGAAUGUUAAGAUCUACUACCGCAUCUGCGACGAGUUCACCGACCAACUCGUCCAUUUCCGUCCACAAGUCACCGGACCGAAAGAGACUGAUAUGGUACGAAUGAACGGAACAUGCAUUCCGAAUGCCUCUCGUAAAAUUGCGGGAGUCGAUUUGAUUGGACUGUGUAUGUCGACUGGAAGUGGAAUUAAAACGUCCGGAGAGUGCGUUUGUGAUAGUGGAUACUCGCAGAUUGCCGAUUCGAAUGGAGCACGGUGUGAGAGCUGCCCACCAAACACGUACAAACCAAAAGGACAAUCGCUGUGCAAACCGUGCCCGGUGAACUCGAUUUCCGGUGAAGCCGCAAGCUCGUGUCGAUGUGUCAAUGGAUAUUUUAGAGCGGAGGAUGAGUUGAUCUCGCAGCCGUGUUCUCAACCACCCUCCCGACCGAUCAAACUCGUCGCCACCGCCAUCACCGCCUCGUCUGCUCGUCUCUCAUGGAACGAACCGUCAAGUCUUGGAGGUCGCCCUGAAAUUUGGUAUGAAGUACGAUGCUCCUCGUCGGCUCGUGGAGAGUGUGGAGCCGUUGUUAUCAGUCCGGCCGACAAGAGACUCUCGACAAGAUCUGUGCAAAUAAAUGGACUACGACCCGCAUCGGAUUACACGUUCCUAGUAUUCGCCAGGAAUAAAGUGUCGAGUGAAAUUGGGGGCGGAGCCGAGAAGAGUGCUGUAAUCGAUUUGAGAACGAGAUCAGAGGAGGAAGAUGUGCCGCCUGUUAGCCAUUUGAGAGUAGACGCCUCCCAAUCGGAUGGUGUCACGAUAGCGUGGAGUACCGCCGAUUCAGAUGUGACGGAUUUUGAAAUAGAAGUUCGGCCGGCUAUUGUAAAGCCACGCGCGUUUGAAACUCGACAUGUCAAUAUGACAUAUACUACGUUCAUCGGAUUGAGACACGAUACAGUAUACCAGUUUCGUGUUCGAGUGAAAGAUGAUCUACGAUGGAGUCAAUCUAUCAGUUAUCAAGUCGGCCGGGGAUUGGUUAGCUCCGCCCCCUCUGAGGAGUUGGGAGAGAGCCAGUUUUUAAAUCAGACUGGAAGUGCUCUACUCAUUAUAAUCGCACUGAUAUUAGUCGUCAUCGCCGUCGCACUUUGUAUGAUUGUGGUGCAGAAGAAAUCGAAGAAUCGAAAACAGAUGAGCGAUUUGGAUGUGUUGGACACGUAUAAGCAAGAUUCAAUGACACCGGACUAUCACACGACAUCAAGACAUCAUCAUCAACACGGAAAUGUUCCGGCGAAUCUCCACGAACAACUUCGAUCGACGACAAAGUUAAACGCUCCACUCAUUCCCUCAUUCGGCUCACCAAUCUCUCAACCACCUCCUUAUUACGGUGGCGUCCAUUCGGGUACCUCAGGAAAAUACAAGACAUACGUGGAUCCGACGACGUAUGAGGAUCCAUAUCAGGCACUCAUCGAAUUCACAUUCGACAUCUCCCCAAACGACGUCUUCAUCACUCAAGUCAUCGGUGGUGGCGAGUUUGGCGACGUGUGUCUUGGCGGACUCUCCCGGAACUCUCCGGCUGCAGCCAAAUGGGGAGCUACAGUACCCCGUGGAGGGGGCGGAGCCUCUGAACAGUAUGAGACUGUCGCUAUCAAGACGCUGAAAUCGGGAAGCAGUGCGAAGGCGAAAGCGGAAUUCCUGACGGAAGCCACUAUCAUGGGACAAUUCUCUCAUCCGAAUGUGAUUCGAUUGAUUGGAGUGGUGACGUCAUCGGAGCCGGUGAUGAUUGUCGCCGAGUACAUGGCCAACGGAUCACUAGAUCAAUUCCUGAGGAGUGCAGAUCAACGAGGAGAGAAAGUCGCUUGGGAGAAGAUUACGGAGAUGUUGUACGGAAUUGCGUCAGGAAUGAAGUAUUUGACAGAUAUGGGUUAUGUGCAUAGGGAUCUGGCAGCUCGAAACGUGCUUCUCGACCAAGAACUUCGUUGUAAAAUAGCGGAUUUCGGUUUGUCGCGUGGCGUCCGUUCAGAAGGCACCUCAAUCGAACCAGAGUACACAACGAACGGUGGAAAGAUUCCAGUGAGAUGGACUGCUCCAGAAGCGAUCACUCAUCGGAAAUUCACACCGUCCUCCGACGUCUGGUCAUUCGGUGUCGUCAUUUGGGAAGUUUGUUCAUUCGGCGAACGGCCCUAUUGGGAUUGGACGAAUCAGAAAGUGAUAAGCGAGGUGAUGAUUGGAUACCGAUUGCCGCCUCCGAUGGAUUGUCCGAUGGGUUUGUAUCGGGUGGCGCAGUGGUGUUGGAAGAUGGAACGACACGAGAGGCCGACGUUUACUCAGUUGUUGGCUACAUUCCAUAAAUAUAUACUCCAACCCGCACUGAUUGAGCAGGACCUCGGAGAGCUCCCACGACGGGUUAUGAGCCAAGCGACAUUGGGUUACGGUAGUGUGGUACCCACACCGCCGAGCAGUGCCGCACCGAUGCCGUCGCUCGAUGAUUUCCUGCGACAAAUCGGGUUGAAUCACGUUUAUGGGAAACUUGUGUCCAAUAAUAUUCACUCGGUUAGUGACUUGGCUGCCACGUCACACUUGGAUCUGCUGGCGUGUGGACUCAUCUCCCCGGAAUGUUCGAUUGUUAGAGAUGGACUCAAUGGGAGAAUUGGGACGACACCUCCAUCAUCAUCAUCUGGAUCGAAUGGAACAAUCCACGCGACGACACGUGGAACACGUACCACACGACCCAGGGAGGAGGGAUUCUUUGUGUAG